Messenger RNA from Symbiodinium necroappetens, 936 nucleotides. The record is from the annotation of a GenBank genome assembly. NCBI's taxonomy places the organism in Eukaryota, Dinophyceae, Suessiales, Symbiodiniaceae.
AUGCAUGUGUUCAGUUCCGCGCACUCAAUACUGCAGGAGAUUGUGGGUGACAUAAGUGUUGAGGUGGAGAUACACCACGAUACGGAGUGGGACAUAUUUCCAGAAAUCGGGGAGUCCAUAAGACAUGCAGGCGCUGAGGAGCUGUGCUUCAGCGUCGGGACCUGCCCGAAUCAGGGCAGAUGGGCAGUUGGCAUUGCAAAUGGCUGGAAAGGCCGCGAAACUGCUGUGAAGCUUGCUUUGGGCUUCUCCUUGCUGGCCGACCGAUCACCCGAUGAUCUGGAGAAUUUCUGCAAGAACUACCCGGAAUUCAGGGUAAUGGUGGCCGAAGCUGGCCUAUUGCCUCCCAGAGGCCCAGCAAAGAGAAGUGCAUUCAAUGCGUCACAGGGCCAGCAGUGGCAAUCAAGCCCGAAGCAGAAUUCUUGGUCCGCUUCUCCUGCUCCGGCUAGUGGAGGAUUCCCCAAAUUCGUUUGGGCUUCGCUGGACAACACAGCAGGUCUCGUGCAGGAAGGACUGCCUGCAGAAGGCCUUUGUGUUUACCACGACAAGCAGUUCGCGGACCUCUUCAAAAAUGGCCAGUACGUCUUGCAAGAGGUGCUGGGGGACGUCGGUAGUGAGGUCGUCUUCACCCACGACCCCGACUGGGAGAUCAUGCCGGAGAUGGCAGAGGCCAUCAAGCAGGCUGGAGGUGAGGAGAACUGCUAUGCAGUUGCCAGUGUGCCCUCGGCAGGCAUCUGGGCAGUUGGCCUUGCUGGUGGCUGGAAGGUGCGAGAGCUGGCUUGCAAACUCGCGUUGAGUGUUGCACUAGUUGCCAGCUCUGGGGACUUUGAUCGAUUUGGAGCGUAUCCCGACUUCGUAGAAUUUGCGCAGACGGCAGGGACUCCUGGUGCAAUGGUGGAGGAACCGGCUCUCAAAAAGCCGAAGGCCAGACGUCUGUGA